AUGACCCACCUCUUGACUCCAUCCAAUCCACCAGCAACACCCACCCAGCCUUCCCAGCCGCCUAUUUCAUCCUAUCCCCUUACUGCGUCAGCCGCAUCUAACACCUCUUUGUUUAUUUAUCGUCUUAGUUCUGAAGUGGCUUAUCUUUUGCUAUAUUUUGACGAUAUUAUACACACAGCUUCUUCUGAGCCUCUUCGCAAGUCUAUCAAGUCUCGCGUAAGCUCUGAAUUUGCUAUGAAGGAUCUUGGUCCUCUUCAUUAUUUUUUGUGCAUUGCUGUUUCUCAUAUUUCUUCGUGUAUUUUCUUGUCUCAAAAGAAGUAUGCAGUUGAUAUUCUUGAACAAGCUGGUAUGUCUGAUUGCAAACUUGCUCCCACUCCUGCUGAUACCUCUGGGAAAUUAAGUGCGCACUUUGGACCUCCUCAUGAAAAUCCCACAUUAUAUCGCUGUUCAGCUGGUGCUCUUCAGUAUCUUACCUUCGCUCAUCCGAAUAUUUCUUAUGUUGUUCAACAGAUACCACUGGUUGCGAGAUGUGAUUGAGGAUAAUCAAAUGAUAUUGAAGAAAAUUCAUACGCACAAGAAUGGUGCAGAUCUGUUGACAAAGAUUGUUCCCAGAAGCAAGGUUGAGCUUUGUAGCAAGCUUGCUGGGUUGAGCUUCAAGUGAUCAGUUAAGCAUUGUUAUCUUCUCCGUAAUGGGGCUGGAGGGGGAGAUUGUUGGAUGUCCAGCCCACUUUGGGAGUUAUAAUAUUUUUUUGGUCUUUGAAUAUUUGGACCUACCUAUUAUGACUUUGGUUAGCUUCUCUUAGAAGCUUUCACGGUUUUAUUUUAGCCUCUUCUUACAGCUACAAAAGUGGGCAGCAGUAGGCUAAAAAUCAGAAUGCAAAAACAGUAGAAUAAGAGAGAGAGAGGAGGUUGUUCAUUCAAAAAAAUUAAUUUGCACAGUUUCGAUCAACACAUCCGAUGAAGGGGAAAACGUGGUCCGAUUUGGCUCAUUUUUGAUUAUGUUGUAGGGGACAUAUAAGGUUUCAAUCUGAACGAUGGUGACCGGGUUUCAUGGUUUGGUGUGCCGGAAAUCGCACCAGGACAGUGGCUGUCUUGUUUUGGUGAAAUUCUCUUCAUUUUUCUUCUUUUAUUGUAUUUCUCUUGGUGUCGAUGGUUGAUGGUGGAUAGUGCACUUUGUUGGAUUGCUAUUGGUGCUUUUACUCUCAUUUUAUCAGAAUAAGAGUGACUUGGGUGGACUCCCUUGACUAGUCCCGUGGUUUUUAUCCUUCACACCGAAGGGGUUUUCUUUGUCUUUUGAUGCUCAUUGUUGGUUAU
Amaranthus tricolor (Joseph's coat) is the source of this 1314-nucleotide messenger RNA. RefSeq lists its product as uncharacterized. The record is from RefSeq and is a predicted model, not a curated record. The transcript has 2 exons. Bases 1 to 537 code for a protein of 178 amino acids. Lineage: Eukaryota; Viridiplantae; Streptophyta; Magnoliopsida; Caryophyllales; Amaranthaceae.